This is a messenger RNA of Penicillium malachiteum, 1098 nucleotides long. RefSeq names its product NAD(P)-dependent alcohol dehydrogenase. Gene Ontology annotation, molecular function: zinc ion binding; S-(hydroxymethyl)glutathione dehydrogenase [NAD(P)+] activity. Gene Ontology annotation, cellular component: cytosol. NCBI's taxonomy places the organism in Eukaryota, Fungi, Ascomycota, Eurotiomycetes, Eurotiales, Aspergillaceae. The transcript has 3 exons. The coding region runs from base 1 to 1098 and encodes 365 amino acids. The record is from RefSeq and is a predicted model, not a curated record. Gene Ontology annotation, biological process: formaldehyde catabolic process.
AUGAACCACAAGUCUUGCGCAUUGGUUGUCCAGUCCGUUGGAGGCAAGCCCAAGCUCCUCGAAAUCGUUCUAGAUUCGCUGCAGGCCAACGAGGUGAAAGUUCAGAUAUACGCGACCGGCGUUUGCCAUACAGAUUUGGCAUGUAUGGAGGGGCAUAUUCCAGUUCAGUUCCCCAAUGUGUUUGGUCAUGAAGGUGCUGGAGUGGUGCUGGAAAAAGGAAGCGGCGUCACAGAUGUGGAGGUCGGCGAUAAAGUCCUGCUCAGCUACAAUUUCUGUGGUGAAUGCACUCAAUGUAACGCAAAUUCCCCGGCCUACUGCGAAAAGCUGAUGCAGCUCAAUUUCAGCGGGGAGAGACUAGACGGCUCUAGCACGAUGCAUCUGCCCAAUGGAGAACACUUAUCCUCCUAUUUCUUCGGCCAGAGCUCCUUUUCGAAGGUCGCAGUGCUCAGCAAAUCAUCAGUCGUACGUGUUUCGCCGACCACGGAUCUGCAGCUUUUUGCUCCACUGGGAUGUGGAAUGCAAACCGGAGCCGGUGCGAUCUUGAAUACUCUCAAUGUGAGACCGGGAAGUUCAGUGGUGGUUUUCGGAACGGGGUGUGUUGGUCUCGCCGGGGUCAUGGCCGCCAAAAUCCGGGGAGCUCGAAUCAUUGUUGCCGUGGAUCUCCAGCCUGAAAGAUUGGACUUGGCCCGGGAGCUGGGUGCUACCCAUACCUUCCGAGGAGACGAUCCCCACAUCCGAAACCAUAUCACUGAUCUAUGUGGAUCUUCGCGGGGCGCGGAUUUCGCCCUUGAUUGCUCCGGUGCCAUCCCUGUCAUAGAGACGAUGAUUGUGACUCUUGGAAUUCGCGGGAGAGCUGCUAGUGUCGGGGCACCAGCUCCUGGCAAAAAGGUCGAAGGGGAUGUUUUCUCGCAUCUCACAAUGGGUCGUCAAUAUCUGGGUUGUCAUCAGGGUGACAGUGUUGCUAGAGAGAAACAAAAAGAGGGGAAUUUCCCUCUGGAAAAGUUGAUCAAGGUCUAUGAUUUGAAUGACUUCUCGCAGGCAUUUCAUGACAUGAAAGAGGGCCUGGUCUUGAAACCUGUGUUGCGAUGGACUUCAUAG